AUGGCUUCCGGUGACAUACCAAGCGACCAGUUCGCAGUUCUGCCGAUUCGCAUGCCUCCUAUGCCUUCCUUCCCUCAUAGCGCUGUCCACGAAGUUCGCAUUCGCCGAAAUACGCCAAAGAUCCCUACCGCAAACGACUCCCGGAGUCUUUUUUUGAAGAACAUUCCAGCCGAUAGCACUGAGCCUCACUUCAGAGCAGUAUUCACAAAUCUCGUAGGCGCUGGCCGCUUCGAGACCAUUUUCUUCCACGAUGAAGCCACAACUGCCUUGCCUGUUGGCCCAGCUCAAGCAACAAAGAUGCAAGGCUUUGCAAGGAAACGAAAGAUGAAGGACGUCGAAGCUGAAGAGAGGGAACUGGAAGAAAAAGCCUCCCAAUUACCGCAGAUAUGGACAAGACAAUUGCACAGGAGUAGUUGCACGGCAGUGGUUUUACUUGCCGAUGAGAGGAGCGUCCGUUUAGUGCUCAAGGCGAUCGCAAAAGUUCAAAAGAGCAAAAAAUAUCCUGUUUGGGGGGAAAAUAUGGCAGACGAAGUUCCAGAGCUAGGAUCGUCGUGGGUAUCAGAGCAUCUACAACUCUCACGAGUUGAUAAAUCUGCCACACAAGCGGCCGUCCACGCCUUCUUCAACGCAUACAACCGUAAGGAGAAGGAGGCUAUUGAAUUGGCCAAAAGGCUUCGGAAUGAGCCGGAUGAGGAUGGCUUCGUCACGGUUACAAAAGGUGGAAGGGCGGCGCCUGCUAGCCGUGGCGAAGCUGAAGAGGCUAAGCAGCGAAUGCUAGACAAGGCUGCCAAGAAGAAAUCUGAGUUGAAGAACUUUUACCGCUUCCAGCUUCGUGAGGAGCGCAAGAAGCAACAAGCAGCUCUUCUUCGACGAUUUGAAGAAGACCGACGAAAAGUGAACGCUAUGCGAGAGAAACGUGGCAAGUUCAAGCCGGAGACCUGA
Molecule: messenger RNA, 942 nt
Organism: Metarhizium brunneum ARSEF 3297
Lineage: Eukaryota; Fungi; Ascomycota; Sordariomycetes; Hypocreales; Clavicipitaceae
Gene: Rrp7a
Product: Ribosomal RNA-processing protein
Biological process (GO): ribosomal small subunit assembly; rRNA processing
Cellular component (GO): CURI complex; UTP-C complex
Source: RefSeq, a predicted model, not a curated record